Molecule: messenger RNA, 1477 nt
Organism: Helianthus annuus (common sunflower)
Lineage: Eukaryota; Viridiplantae; Streptophyta; Magnoliopsida; Asterales; Asteraceae
Product: UPF0481 protein At3g47200
Exons: 1
Coding region: 96-1406 (436 amino acids)
Source: RefSeq, a predicted model, not a curated record
UAACAGUCAAAACAUAAAUGCAUGCAUACUCUCUUACUCUUCAGUCUUAACUGGUCUAACUAAUAAUUGUAGAGGAAAUAACAUUUACUAUUGCUAUGGAAGAAGGUGAUUUGGAGCUUGGAAAUGUAGACGUAAUCAAAGAGAGCGUCCGAAGUUUGCUUGAUUGUGUAAGAAAUGAAAACAACUGUAUUAAUCCAAUUUCACCAUCUAUUUACAUGGUACCUAGUGCACUACGAGACGUGAGCCCCAGUUCUUUCAACCCUCAGGUAGUCUCUAUUGGACCUCUGCACAGAGAAGACGAGGAUGUGCAACCGUUUGAAAAGCAGAAAGCAACUUACCUGAUGAGUCUAAUGAGUCGUUUCAAUUCCCCACCAGAGGAAAUACUGGAAUUAUGUAUGCAAAAGGUGUACUCUUCAAUGGAACAAAUCAAGGCAUGUUAUGUUUGGACGAAGACCUAUGGUGAUGCUGAGAUUGCCAAAAUGAUGGUUAUGGAUGCUUGUUUCAUACUUGAAUUCACGAUUCAGAUUUGGGAAUCACAUUAUCAUAAAUCAAAUUUACGAAAAAAAGUUCAAAUCCGCACUAUAAUUUAUGACUUGGUGUUGCUAGAAAACCAGCUCCCUUUCUUUUUUCUUGAUGAAAUAUAUCAGUGUACUAUAGUGAAGAUUGGCAAUGACGCCUCCCUUGUUGAAUUUAUUUAUCCGGUUCUAUCUCGCCACAAUCUCUUUGAAAGGUAUAUCAAAAUUGACAAAGUUUCCAUCAAUACUACUCAUCAUAUUCUUAGCCUUGUACAUGAAUGUUACAAGCCUCAUGAUAGUAUCAUUCCAACGGAAUCCUUAAGAUCAAGAAUCCAUUCGGUUGUGGAUUUAGAUAGAGCAGGUGUAAACUUCGAACCUAACAAGGAUCCAACAUGGUUGAUGGGGAUGGAAGUGAAACUAUAUAGGUUCCCAUGUUUUUUUGGGUCUUGGAGUAAGCCUACUCUUAGAAUGCCAGUAUUGUGUGUUGAUGAUUCCACCGAGGUACUUUUAAGGAAUCUCAUUGCAUACGAGCAGUCGUUUGAAACUGGUAAUCAUAUUACAUCAUAUGCGGUUGCCAUGGAUAUGCUAGUGAAUUCACAAGAAGAUGUUGCCAAGUUGAUAGACUCUAGAGUCCUUGUCAAUGAUAUGGGUUCAAAUGAAGAAGUUGCUAAUAUGAUCAACAACCUAGGUAAACACGUGAUAACAUAUUCUUUUUACUCUGAACAAUGGGAAACACUGAAUAAGUACUGCAAUAGUUACUGGCCAAAACAUAUAGCUAGGAUGAGGAGUACUUACUUCAAUAGUCCGUGGAAUAUGAUUGCUCUACUUGUUGGAACCAUCAUAUUUUCUCUAACGGUGGUUCAAACCUACUUUACCGUUAAGUCCGCUUGAUACAACUAGAUUUUUAUAUAUGUUUUGUUUUUUCUUUUCUUUUAUUGUUCACUAUUAUAAGAUAUAUGCUC